Molecule: messenger RNA, 1706 nt
Organism: Clupea harengus (Atlantic herring)
Lineage: Eukaryota; Metazoa; Chordata; Actinopteri; Clupeiformes; Clupeidae
Gene: npepl1
Product: aminopeptidase like 1
Biological process (GO): proteolysis
Cellular component (GO): cytoplasm
Molecular function (GO): manganese ion binding; metalloaminopeptidase activity
Source: RefSeq, a predicted model, not a curated record
AUGUGUAUGCGAGCGACCCCACGGCACUAGCGUGCGCGGUCCUUCAAGCACUCGCGAGAAGCGGAACAAUAAUCAGUGACAAGGAGGUCAAAGUUCGUCUCUCCAUCAAACCUCCUGGUUACUCUGGCUAAAGAUGGCGAAUGUGGCGCUCGAGUUUAAGGCGUCUGCCGGGGACUCCGAGCCGCAGAAUCGCCCGAUUUUAAUCAUCGGCCAACUGGGCAACCUGCAGCAGCUGAACUGGACACAAGUGAAGGGCAAGCUGCAGCCGGCCGUCACCAAAGAGGUAUGGCAGUCAGCUCUGGGCCUCCUGAAGCCCAACCCCACAGACAGCUGCCCUCUGUAUCUGGGCCAUGCGGUGGUAGCCUCCCUGCCGGCGCGGGUCAGCCGCCACAACAGCCCCUCCGCCGCCCACUUCCUCAGCCGCCUGGUCCGCACGUGCCUGCCCACCGCCGGGAACACACGCUGCAUCCUGGUGGUGUGUGAGCGCUCAGAUGUGUUUGCCUCGGCGUGUGCCGUCUCUCGGGCCUUCCCUGUCUUCACUCGCCGCUCCUCUUCCUCACGGCGGGCGGAGAAGAAGCAGGUUACCGUGGAGUUUAUCACCGUUGGCAACAACAACGGCCCUCUGGAUUCCAGCACCCUGAAGUGUCUGAAUAAUGCAGCAGACGGUGUGAGAUUGGCUGCACGGAUCGUGGACACACCCUGCAGUGAGAUGAACACUGAUCACUUCCUGGAGGAAAUCCGUGCUGUUGGGCAGGAGCUGGGUAUCACCCCCACCAUCAUCCGUGGAGAGGAGCUCAAGCAGAAGGGCUUUGGAGGGAUCUAUGGAGUGGGCAAGGCAGCGGAGCACCCCCCUGCCCUGGCUGUGCUAAGCCACACCCCCUCAGCCGCCACUCAAACCAUUGCCUGGGUGGGGAAGGGCAUAGUCUACGACACCGGAGGACUCAGCAUCAAGGGCAAGACCACCAUGCCAGGAAUGAAGAGAGACUGUGGAGGAGCAGCGGCCAUCUUGGGAGCCUUUAAGGCUGCGGUGAAACAGGGCUUUAAGGAUAACCUGCACGCUGUGUUCUGUCUGGCUGAGAAUGCUGUGGGUCCGACUGCCACCCGCCCCGAUGACAUCCACACACUCUACUCUGGAAAGACCGUGGAGAUCAAUAACACAGAUGCUGAGGGUCGUCUGGUGCUGUCUGAUGGGGUGGUGUACGCCAGCAAGGACCUCACAGCUGACAUCAUCCUGGACAUGGCCACUCUCACAGGAGCUCAGGGCAUCUCCACGGGGAAGUACCACGCCGCUGUCAUGACCAAUAGCGAGAAGUGGGAGGCGGCCUGCGUGCGUGCGGGGCGGAGCAGCGGUGAUCUGGCACACCCCCUCGUCUACUGCCCUGAACUCCACUUCAGCGAGUUCACCUCCGCCGUCGCAGACAUGAAGAACUCUGUAGCAGACCGUGAGAAUGCUCAGAGUUCCUGUGCUGGCCUCUUCAUUGGUUCCCAUCUUGGGUUUGACUGGCCGGGAGUGUGGGUGCAUGUGGACAUCGCCUCCCCUGUCCAUGCUGGAGAGCGUGCCACAGGGUUUGGUGUUGCUCUGCUUCUGGCUCUGUUUGGCCAGGCUUCUGAGGACCCUGUGCUGAACCUCGUCUCACCACUGGGGGGCGGCACCAGUGCCUCAGACCAGAUGGAGCGUGACUGCAAGAGGAGGCGGCUGGUGUAGA